GUGCAGCGGCUCGAGAGAGGGAGGCUGCGGCACCGGGAUCCCCGGAGCGACCCUCGGCAUCCGCCCGCCGCGCUGAGGCCCGGACGGGACUCAGCGGCCUCCGGGCCCGUCCCGGUCGGGCCCGCAUCGACCCCCAGUCCUCGCGCGCGCCCCGGAACGGAGCAGGGAGCUGGACCCCAGACGUCGAGACCCCUGGCGCCUGGAGGUGCGCGGGAGGUCUGCCUGGAACUGGCCCAGGUGAGGGCAGCGGACCUACUUCUGGUGGUGGUAGUGUGGCGGUGGCUGCAGCAGGAGCCAGGACUGGGUGCAAGGGGGAGCCAGGAGCCCCAGCCGUACUGCAGGCCCCAGCAUGGCACCGUUCCUGCGUAUCGCCUUCACCUCCUAUGAGCUCGGCUCCCUGCAGGCUGCGGACGAGGCCAGCCAGCCCUUCUGUGCCGUGAAGAUGAAGGAGGCACUUAGCACAGAGCGCGGGAAGACACUGGUGCAGAAGAAGCCCACCAUGUAUCCCGAGUGGAAGUCCACGUUCGAUGCCCACAUCUACGAGGGCCGCGUCAUCCAGAUUGUGCUGAUGCGAGCAGCCGAAGAGCCGAUGUCUGAGGUGACAGUGGGUGUGUCGGUACUGGCCGAGCGCUGCAAGAAGAACAACGGCAAGGCCGAGUUCUGGCUGGACCUGCAACCCCAGGCCAAGGUGUUGAUGUCUGUGCAGUAUUUCCUGGAAGACAUAGAUUGCAAACAGUCUAUGCGGGGUGAAGACGAGGCCAAGUUCCCAACAAUGAACCGCCGUGGAGCCAUCAAGCAGGCCAAGAUCCACUACAUCAAGAACCAUGAGUUUAUUGCCACCUUCUUCAGACAGCCCACCUUCUGUUCUGUAUGCAAAGACUUUGUUUGGGGUCUCAACAAGCAAGGCUACAAAUGCAGGCAAUGCAACGCUGCCAUCCACAAGAAAUGCAUCGACAAGAUCAUCGGCCGGUGCACCGGCACCGCAGCCAACAGCCGGGAUACCAUAUUCCAGAAAGAACGUUUCAACAUCGACAUGCCGCACCGAUUCAAGGUUUACAACUACAUGAGCCCCACCUUCUGUGACCACUGUGGCAGCCUGCUGUGGGGGCUGGUGAAGCAGGGACUAAAAUGUGAAGACUGUGGCAUGAAUGUGCACCAUAAGUGCCAGAAGAAGGUGGCCAACCUCUGUGGCAUUAACCAGAAGCUCUUGGCUGAGGCGUUGAACCAAGUGAGCCAGAGACCCUUCCGGAAGUCAGAAACAGAGCCUGUUGGGAUCUACCAGAAUUUUGAGAAGAAGCCAGAAAUCUCUGGAGAAAUUGUCCCAGACAAUGGGACCUACGGCAAGAUCUGGGAGGGCAGCACCAGGUGCAACAUUGAGAACUUCACCUUCCACAAGGUCCUGGGCAAAGGCAGCUUUGGGAAGGUGCUGCUUGCAGAGCUGAAGGGCAGGAAGGAGUUCUUUGCGGUCAAGGCCCUCAAGAAGGACGUGGUUCUGAUCGAUGAUGAUGUGGAGUGCACCAUGGUGGAGAAGCGGGUGCUGGCACUCGCCUGGGAGAAUCCCUUUCUCACCCACCUCUUCUGUACAUUUCAGACCAAGGACCACUUGUUCUUCGUGAUGGAGUUCCUCAACGGGGGGGACCUGAUGUACCACAUCCAGGACAAAGGCCGCUUCGAGCUCUACCGUGCUACGUUUUAUGCAGCCGAGAUCGUCUGUGGACUACAGUUUCUACACAACAAAGGGAUCAUUUACAGGGACCUCAAGCUGGACAACGUGAUGCUGGACCAGGAUGGCCACAUCAAGAUCGCCGACUUUGGGAUGUGCAAGGAGAACAUCUUCGGGGAGAAACAGGCCAGCACCUUCUGUGGCACCCCUGACUAUAUCGCCCCCGAAAUCCUGCAGGGCCUUAAGUACUCAUUCUCCGUGGAUUGGUGGUCCUUUGGAGUCCUUCUCUAUGAGAUGCUCAUUGGUCAGUCCCCCUUCCAUGGUGACGAUGAGGACGAACUGUUUGAGUCCAUCCGUGUGGACACACCACAUUAUCCCCGCUGGAUCACCAAGGAGUCCAAGGAUAUUCUGGAGAAGCUGCUUGAAAGGGAUACAACCAAGAGGCUGGGAGUGACAGGGAACAUCAAAAUCCACCCCUUCUUCAAGACCAUCAACUGGACUCUUCUGGAGAAACGAGCCGUGGAACCGCCCUUCAAGCCCAAAGUGAAGUCCCCUGGAGACUACAGCAACUUUGACCAGGAGUUCCUGAACGAGAAGGCACGCCUCUCCUACACCGACAAGAACCUCAUCGACUCCAUGGACCAAACUGCAUUUGCUGGCUUCUCCUUCGUGAACCCCAAAUUUGAGAGACUCCUGGAAAAGUGAGACUUCCAGACAUGCCCCCCAACCCUCCCCAGCUGAGGAGCCUGCGUCAGCCAGCACGGCCUGCCCAUCCAGCCCGAGGCAGAGCAGACUUGGCGUCCCCCUUCAUCUGUACCUGCCCGCCCCCCCCCCCCAACAAUGAGCAACAGUGUGAUUGUCUGAUUUCUGCUGCUGCCACCCCCUUACCUCCAGGAGGGGCCUCAGCUCCUGUCUGGCUGGGCUCUUAUGGUACUUCUGUGAACUAUGUGUGAAUUUGCUUUUCCUCUGCCAUCAGAGGGAAAUUGUAAAUCCUGUGUUUCAUUACUUGAAUGUAGUUAUCUAUUGAAAAAAUAUAUUACACACACACACACACACACACACACACAUAUAUAUAUAUAUAUAUAUAUAUAUAAUAGGCUGUAUAUAUUGCUCAGUAUAGAAGAAACAUAUGAGGGACUGGUGAUCUAUUGAUUUUUUUAAAUAUAUAUGUAUAUAUAUACACAUAUAUACACAGAUACAUAUAUGUGACCACAAAAAACAAAAAAGAGCACAAGCUGUUUGAACCACCAGGUUCUUUUAUCUGUGUGUCUGAAUAAACACCAAAUGGUACUGA
This is a messenger RNA of Prionailurus viverrinus (fishing cat), 2957 nucleotides long. It is a transcript of the gene PRKCD, whose product is annotated as protein kinase C delta. The record is from RefSeq and is a predicted model, not a curated record. Bases 350 to 2368 code for a protein of 672 amino acids. Lineage: Eukaryota; Metazoa; Chordata; Mammalia; Carnivora; Felidae. Gene Ontology annotation, molecular function: ATP binding; diacylglycerol-dependent serine/threonine kinase activity. The transcript has 19 exons. Gene Ontology annotation, biological process: protein phosphorylation.